AUGUGUUCGUUACGACACAACGGUAUGCAUGGUGUUGAUUUAUCAGCUAAUAUUUAAGGUUUUUAACGUGUUUUGUAUUUUUGAAUCAUGAUGGAUAAUAUAAUUUUUAGGCCCCAUGUUAGAAGUUGUGGAGCACCGGAACGACACGGUUGUCUUUAAUAAUCCACGGUUUUGCAGUUUUAAAGUGCUAUGCGGCUCAGAAACCGUUUUUGUAAGUUGAUUCGUUGAGUUAUUAUUUUUUUAGGUAUCAUCUCGGAUUCAUGCGUUAAAGAUAUUUCUUGCUUCAAUUUACAGUCAUUUAUAAUUCUAGCCAAUUUUCUUUUCUUUAGCUUUAUUUAAAGUAUUUCAUGUGCUGUUUAGGUAUGAACACGUAAAAUAUUCGAUAAGUUUUGUAAAGUUAUCAGGUUGUCCAAAUAUUAUGAAUGAUCAUUUCUGAGAGCUUAACUUUAAAAUUUGGACCCCGGUCCAACUAAAUUUUUAAAAUUUUGAAAAAAUUUAAAAAAAGCUACAAUAGGUGGCGGUAAGGUCGCGUAGGGCUAAAAGGGUCAGGGGUGAGGUCGGAAAGGUAACAUUACUUGUUAGACACUCAACGAUUUAAAUUGUAUUUAAAUAUUUUUUUAAAAAUAUUUUGGAUCGCCUGCAAAGAAAUCGCUCAAUCAGUUCCGUGCCCUGCCCUAUUGCCAACCCUGCUUACAACUCAGAAAGCUGCCGGCAAGCUUGAUGUACAUAGUUAAAUUUGCUUAAAAAACUUUGAAAAAAUCCAGAACCUCUAAAAAUGGAGCUACAUGUGUAAAAAUAGUUUUAAAACGUAGACAAAAUUCUAAUGUCGCAGUAUAGAAUAAGUAUAAUACAAAAAGUGUUGUUAUUUUAGAACAAUUUAUAUUUGAAAAAAAUGAGCAUUCAUAUUUGAACAACCUCAUAAUUUCUAUGGCUUUGUUUAUCACAUUUGAUGUUUAAGGUAUCAAAGUGUUUUUUGGCCCAAAAGUCUCCAGUAUUUGCAUCUAUGUUCACAUCCGGAAUGAAAGAAGAUCAGAGAGGAGAGCUGGUGAUGGUAGACGAUGUUGAGGCAGUAAAAGCCAUGUUGUUGUUUAUACAUCAAAAUACUAAAGUUGACACUGUAAAUCUGGCUAUGAAAGUGAUCCAGCUUGCUCACCGAUAUGAAAUCAAGCUUCUUAUGGUAGUUUUUUGAUAGUGGAUUUAGUCUAUCUCCGAUUUCUGUGUUGUUGUGGUUUCUUUUCACGAUUUUUAUGGAUAUUAUUCAAAUUUAAUGUUGAUUACUGUCUUUUUCUUAAAAUUGCUUGUUCUAGCUUCAAUGCGAGCUCCAAUUGUUGGAGAACAUUUGUGAAGACCGCGCUGAAGAAUGCCUACAUUUGGCAAGAAAACUGAAAAUGGACUAUUUGACCUUCAAAUGUCUAGAAGUUUGGUAUACCAAGUUUACAAUAUCCGCGGCUAUAUCCGAUUUUUACACCGAGCAGCAGGAAGAAAACAUGAGUGUUUCUUACGACUCAGACUCAAGUUAUUGA
This is a messenger RNA of Bursaphelenchus okinawaensis, 1523 nucleotides long. Lineage: Eukaryota; Metazoa; Nematoda; Chromadorea; Rhabditida; Aphelenchoididae. The record is from the annotation of a GenBank genome assembly.